Messenger RNA from Apis laboriosa (Himalayan honeybee), 3346 nucleotides. RefSeq names its product ankyrin repeat domain-containing protein 6 (gene dgo). Gene Ontology annotation, molecular function: protein binding. The record is from RefSeq and is a predicted model, not a curated record. NCBI's taxonomy places the organism in Eukaryota, Metazoa, Arthropoda, Insecta, Hymenoptera, Apidae. The coding region runs from base 234 to 2678 and encodes 814 amino acids. The transcript is spliced from 10 exons.
UGUCUUGUUAAAAAAAAGUGAGAAAAAGAAGAAGAAGAAGAAGAAGAAGAAGAAGAAGAGAGAUAAAAAUUAAUACAAUCGUUAAAAAGCAAGAUAAUUAUUUUAUUUAUAUGUGAUCAAAGUGUUUUCAUUGACGAGUGUUAAACAUGUGACGUACGUGAUCGCAUUUGGAUUACGAGUAUCUGGAAAUUCAGUUUCGAAUACGAAUCAUGUAUGGCUGAUGCGUGGCUGGAAUGGCAGAAAAGUUACGCGAGGCGGCCGCACGUGGCGACGUAGCGCGGGUUGCGCGACUCCUUGACGAAGAUAUUAAACCAUUGCCGGACGAAAAUGGGAGAAGUCCUCUGUUAUUGGCUGCAGCAGCUGGCCACGUGGAUGUCUGCGAAACUUUGCUUCUUCGAGAAAUCGACAUCAAUGCCGCGGACAAUACCGGGGUGACCCCAUUGCAGAGAGCUGCUUCGGAGGGCCAUUUGGAAGCGGUGGAAUUAUUGUUGAAACACGGUGCUGAUGUCGCUCGCCAGGACACCGUGCAUGGAAAUUCAGCUUUGCACGAGGCAUCGUGGCGAGGUUACAGCAGGACCGUGGCAGCCCUGGCCAAGGCUCUGGGGACCCAACGUGCACCCUUGCACGCGAGGAAUCUCGCUGGAUUCGCGCCGCUCCACCUCGCCUGCCAAAAUGGACACAACCAAAGCUGCCGCGAGCUCCUGCUGGCCGGUUGCAAUCCCGACCUUCAAAACAACUACGGGGAUACGCCGCUGCACACGUCUGCGAGGUACGGGCACGCAGGUGUUACGAGGAUCUUGAUCUCCGCCCUUUGCCGCGUGUCCGAUCAAAACAAGAACGGCGACACGGCGUUGCACAUCGCGGCGGCGAUGGGGCGUCGAAAGUUGACGAGGAUCCUGCUGGAGGCGGGCUGCGACCGUAGCCUGAGGAACAAGCAGGGAGAGACCGCGAAGGACAUAGCGAGGCGCAAGAACCUCGCCGAGAUAUUGGAGAUAAUCGGUAAAGCGCGAAGCAAGAGCAGGGGCCGGAGCAAGAGUCGCGAGGAGGAGGCGACGCCGGCGACUCUGGCCGACAAGGUCGACGGGAAGAGCGGGAGCAAGAACGAGAAGAAGCGAGAGAAGACCGGUAGUGGGACCAGCGGGAGCAGGGACAGUUGCGGGAAGAAGGAGAAAAAGAAGCACAAAUCGUCGAGUAAGCAGAACAAGGUCCACUUCGAGAAGGCCGUGAUGGGUAGACAGUGGUCCCCUUACGGAUGCCAUUACUAUCCCGAUCCGGAAGCGUUUCCCCAACCGCGGUUGGACUCGUUGCCGCCGGAUCCGUUGGGCCGCGGGGAACAAUAUUACCUGGACUUGGCGGGAAACAUCAGAAAGGGGCCCGUGGGGGUGGGGUACACGUGCUACUGCGCCCCCUUCUUCAGGCACAUGGAGGCCAAGCUGGAGAGGGACAAGGCGGAGCUGAAGGCGCACAUAGAUCAGGCCCACGAAAGGUUGGAUUUGAAGGUGGCCAAUCUGGAGAGGAGGACGAGGGGGCAGAUAUCGGAGUUGACGAGAUGCGUGGCGGCGGAGAGGUCGAGGUGCGACGAGAGGCACAUGCAUCUUCAGCAGCGUCUUUCGAGGGGCGGGAAGGGGAGGCACAGCGAGAGGCCGGCCAAGACGUCGUCGGCGUUCGCCAACGAUCAACAAUUCCCACCUGCUCGGGCGAGGUCGCUCGAGGAUCUUCUCGACGACAGACCCCACGAUAGAAGCUUCGAGAUCCCGGGAGAGACGUCGAUUCAUCGUGGCAGCUUGGACGAUCUUGAUAUUCCCGCUAUACCGAGGCUGAGCAAGUCGAUGAGGGAUCUUCCCUCCGGCUCUGGUGUCUCGAGGUCAACGCUUAGGGUACUCGACGCGCCUGCCAGAUUGAACGAAACGUUCGACGGGGUGAUCAAGCAGGAUCGAAGCUCGCCGCUAGGCGCCGCCUCCUCGCCCUCCAUUGGGUCCAGGCAACAGGUCCAUCAGCAACGCGAUCUAUCAUCUCGAGAUCAUGGCGUAAAUUCGUGCCAGGACGAGAGCAACGCGGCGAGGAAGAACGAGGAUACCUCGAACGAGUGGAAAUCUUCGGGACGACGAAGCGUUCAUGAGAUGAUUAAGCGAUUUCAACAAGUACCUGGCAUGCACAACGGUUGGAGGGGGCCGCGUUCUGGAAGCAGCGAACCCACCAGUCCGGAGCACAGUCAGUGUUCUCAAAAUCAAAGGGUCCAACCGCAAGGUGGUGUAGGAAAUACGUGGCGUGGCGAAGGGAAUGACAGCGAAAGCAGCGAAGGAGAUGACGAGCAACCAGAAGCAUUGAGCGGAGGGAUCUCUGGAAAAGGAGUGAUAUCGGAGCACGUGCAUUACGACAGCAUCGCCAGAAUGCCAUAUAGGUCCCGUAAUGCGGUUUAUAGCCCAACGCCGCCUUUGCAUGACGCGCACAAUGAUUCCGGAUACAGCACUCGCAUGUAUGGUUCCAGCAAAGGUGCUUCACCUUCGUUAUCAGGUCAAUUAGAAUGCGAUGUAAUUCUUCCGACUAAUCCGAAAGCAUUUCCCAGUGGAGAACAAUUGGCCGCACUCUUAGAACAACCGAGAAAUCACGAUCUUACGGUCUACGAACGCGGUGCCGACAACUGUGUUAUUAAUAUUGGAACAGCGAGUCUCGUUUAACACGUACGCGUAACGAUAUAAUACGUUGUUUGGAAACAAAUUCUUACACACUUCCAAAGACAUCGAUAUUUUAUAUAUAAAUUAAAUACUCUACUCAGGUGUUAAUGUAAUUCUUUUUUUUAAAAAUGAUAUGUAUAAAAUUUAAGAUUCUCUUGUACAAAAUGAUUCUCGUUUCAAAGAAUAAAACGUUGUCGUUUUGUAAAUAACUUGUAGGUAUGUGUAUGUUAAAUAUUGUAAGAUUUUUAGUGUAUUCGAAAUCUCUUUUUUUGGACGAUCACGAUCGUAUUUAUUGUCACGAGAAAUUUCAUUGAUGAAAUUCUAAAAAGAUAAAAAGAAAAUAAAAGUAUUAAAAGAGAAAUGGAGUAGAUUAAGUAUAGAUAAUUCUUUUUUAAUCGGUAUUAUAACGCUCUGAUCAGAUGAUUAAUAACAUCUUCGUAACAGGAAAAAUUACUUACCUAUAAAUUGCCAUGUACUGUCAACGAUAGAUCGAAUUAUAUCUAUUUAUUAUCUAAAUGCUUCGUUUUUUAUUCACAAUAUUAUUGUAUUACUAGUAAAUACGUCGAUUUAAUUUUGUAUCAUUGUAAUUUAAAUUAUACGUGUCUCGUUCCAAAACUGAAUGUACUAUGCAACAAUAAGCGUGAUUAAAUAACAAAUGAAAUCUUCGAAAA